This is a messenger RNA of Solanum pennellii, 699 nucleotides long. RefSeq names its product acylsugar acyltransferase 3-like. The record is from RefSeq and is a predicted model, not a curated record. The transcript is spliced from 3 exons. The coding region runs from base 1 to 699 and encodes 232 amino acids. Lineage: Eukaryota; Viridiplantae; Streptophyta; Magnoliopsida; Solanales; Solanaceae.
AUGGAUGAUAAAAGCUUCUAUGUUGAUUGCAAUGACAUUGGUGUUGAGUAUCUAAAUGUCCGAGUCAGUUGUCCAAUGUCUGAAAUUCUCAACCAUGCUACAGAUUCAGUGUACUCACAAGACUUGCCUUGGAGGACUCCUAGUUCAUUCAACGACAGAAGGCCACUAGUGGUCCAAUUAAGCCAUUUCGAUUAUGGUGGCAUAGCACAUCAACCAUGUGUGUCAAAAAUGUACAGUUUCUCAUCCUCUAGUUUAGGCAGACUCAAGGAUACAGUUUCAAUGAAUCUAGGAGUGCAGAAUCCAACUCGAUUUGAAGUUGCCACAGCACUUAUACAUGAAUGUGGAAGGGCAGCGUCCAAGGCAAAUAAUUCAGGCAUAUUCAUACCAUCUCUAUCGUGCCAUCUAAUGAAUUUACACCCAUCAUUGCCCCUAAACACCAUUGGAAAUGGUGUUCAUUUCUUUAACACAAGAGCAGCGACAGAAGAUGAGAUUCAAGUGCCCCACUUUGUUGCUCAGCUCUGCAAGGCUAAACAACAUCAUCGAUAUCAGGUAGCCUCACGUUCACUUAUGGAAAUCAUAUUAGAGCCAGCAGGAAUGAAAGCACUUGGUAGUUCAGUACAAGGAAUGGAGGAUUUCUUAGAGGGAGCACUUCACUCUCUUAGUAGGCCUACCAGCACGAAUCCAGAUAAGUCAGGCUAG